CUGAGUGCACUCUGGCCGCACCCUUAUGCCUGUAUGUUCGGGCGGAUAUUUUUAGAGUUUAGAAGCGUUAGGGCGGAUAUUGAUUUUGCCAACUUUACAGGACAGAAUAAAAUAAAAAAUCAAUUUUAUCGGCAAAUAUUUCAAUAAGUACAAACAAUUUUUACUUGACAUUGGCUGAACGCAUAAACCGUGCAUGCCAUAAAAAAAGUACAAACAAUACGUGAAUGUUUUCUUUGCAUUUACUUAGCUAAUUAAGUAGCUUAACUAGCUUUAUAAUUAAUUUAAAAACAAUGUUUCUAACACGGACCUGAAAAAAAGACGGACGUAGAUAACCUCGUCUUAGCGCGAGUGAAGCAUGCAAAUGGCCGCCCGCAUACCGCGUGUGUGUGAUUUGAGGGUUGUCGGCUAAAUCACUUUUCAGAGCAGUCCUUCAGACAGUAUGUAUUCGGAAUGGAGCUCCUUACCACUGGAGGGUGGAGGGAGGGGUGUUCUUGGUGCAGUUGGUGGUCGGGAUGUAGUACUAGCUGUUGUGAGGCAGCUUGCCUCACAUGAGCCUAGUCCACUCACCACUGAUGCUGAGGUGGAAUGGGUACUGGAAGUGGUUCGGUUCGGCCUGUCGUUGCCGCUGACGGAGCACGAAGCAGUGCGUGCUUGCGUGCGCGUCUGUUGCUCGUGGUUGGGUGCUUUGCUUCCACCGGCGCCGGCAGCUCAACCACCUCCUCCCGCGCUGCCUGCGCCAGUGCGUGCACGACCGCACGCAUACGCGAGAACUAUCCUACAUCACUUGCAGAACCUUUUUGUGCCGCGCUCCGACGAAAGUGGGGACUUAAUAAGCAAGCAAGCUGUACUCUGUCAUCGGGUCCUUCGUCUAGCACGUGAUUUAGCUGGCAAUGCUGAGCUCGGCGCUAGCGAAUGGCGAGCCCUCCUCUUACUGCUGCUGGCGGCGGCGGCCGCACUACUUUCGCCUCCUGCGCCUCACCACUCCGCUGCGGAACAACUUUGCGAACGAGUUCUGUGUGUCUUAUUCGAAGUAUGGAUACUGGCAUGUCACAGAUGCUUCCCUUCGCCACCUCUCUGGCGUACGUUACGCGAACAAUGCGUGAGAUGGCGCCACAGAGCCCCGUUAACAGAACAAUGGGCGCGCGCGUCGUUAUGUCUUACGGCGCGACUUCUGCAGCAUAUGUACGGCCCGCAGUUCCCCGCUAUGGCCAUCAGCGAAGAGGACAGAAACUUGGUGCCCGAGGAUAUGAGCGCGGAAGCGGUGAUGCAGAGUUGGUAUCGUAUGUUGCAUACCAUCGGUAACCCCGUCGACUUAUGUCGUCCACAUCUCAUCAGUCAAACGCCUGACUUCCUUCAAUACUCGUACAGUGCGGAAGAAGGGCGGGACCCCAGCCAGCACCCGUGCCUGACGGCCCUGCCUGGUAUCUUUCACAAAGCUAUGCGGGGCAUCGCAGCCCACGUUGAUGCUUUCUUAGGGUUGGGGGCGGACCGGUGGUGGGCCACGGAGGGGGGCGGGGCGGGGUCUAUCUCGGGGGCGGGCGCGGGGUCUCUAGGCGCUGACGGGGAGGAGCCGGGCACACCGCCCGCUCACCGCCGCCUCGCCAAGUCGUUCAGCGUAUCCUCGUCGAGGCCACGCGAUCCAAAACCUGAACGCGGCACACCCCGUACCUCUCUGAUCGGGUUGACGAGUAGCAGACCCCCUAGCGUUAUACCAACUACACCGCCCAAUUCUAUAUCAUCACAAGUUUGCGAGGCUGAGAAACCUCCGCUUACUCCUCUACGACCGAAGGUUAAUUCAAUAUUCCACUUGUUCGGCGAAUGGCUAUUCGAAGCCGCCCUCAUCGGCACUACACCCUACACUAACAAUCAACAGCGUGCUGAUGGUACCCCGCCUCCAUCAUUGAUGUCCGAUGCUGCUUUUAAGCUUAACAUGAUUAGCUAUCAACCUGGUCGUGCGGAAGCGCUCGGCACUCUAUGCCGCGUGCUUUGCUCGAAACAGUGUCGGGAAGAAGUGGUGGCCCCGUACUUGGCAAGAUGUUACGCCGCCAUACACCGCGGGCUGAAGGAACCUGCGACCGCGGCCGCCGUAGUGUUGCACGCCACCGAUCUAUUCAGAUUGGAUUUAGAUGGCGUUUUGGUCCUGGUUCCGGAUUUAAUUUCGGCCUUGGAACGCAUUCUACCAGAACGGGAGCCGAAGCUCGAAUGCGCGAAUAUAGACAAACGCGAGCUUCGCAAGGCGGCCAUCAGCUCACUGUUGUCUAUGGUCGCCUUCCCUUAUCACUACCGAGGACUGCCCGUACCAGAGUUUCCUGGGUGCAAUGAAUACGCGGGCCAGACGCUAGGCGAUCUGACGCGAGGCCGUUUGUCCCUGAUGUGCGUGGCGGCGGUACAAGUGGAGUGGUCGGAUUCACUCGCGGUGCCGUUACUCAGCGCACUUUACUUGUGCGUGCGUCACAGCGCUCAGCCGCGCGACGCUAACGCCCCGCCCGGAUCUACGCUUUCACACAGCACGGACUAUAAAGCGCGGUCGGAGAGCGGCAGCACCACCGGCAGCGCCGACGGGCAUUCGCUAGACGACUUCGUGGCCGAUGUUAGAGAGCUUGACCCAUCCUCGCCAGUUUUCGGUGCGGCAUUAGUAGUUCGCGCGACGUAUUUAGUGUGCCAUCGUCUGAUCUCCUCGUGGAAGGGCGACCUGCAAGUGUCGUUAGCUGCGCUGGAAUUGCUAUCCGGUCUCGCUAAGCUGCAUUCAUCCAAGCCAGAAGCGAUUGAGCGGAAACGGGCUGUGCGUUGGAUCUGCGACUACAUAGUGGUGCAAUGCAGUCGUCCGCCUCAGGCGCAUUCGCGGGACCUGCAUUCUUGCGUGGUAGCGGCGUAUUCGUGCUUAUCCGCGUGGCUGUGCCCCGCGUUAUUGGCUGAUGCAGAGUGGCUCGCCACCCUUUUGGAAGUAGUGGAGCUUGGCAUCUCUGGAACUAAAAGCCAAGGCAAACCUGGUGAACCACCAAAGAUGAAGGACGAAAAGGAACUAAAACCUGUAUCCAUGCGAGUCCGUGACGCUGCGGAGUCGUUGCUGAUGCUGAUCUUAGACCAGGUGGGGGUAGGUGGUUCAGCAAGUGGCGGUCGUUGGUGCAGACUGGACGAGCGGUGGUUGCGUGCGUUGGGUCACUCGCGUUUGAGGCACUUCGUCGCUGACGGCUCCGUACUGCUAUCGCUGCUCGAGGAACCGCUCGCCAAUAGUCAAGAACCGCAGCCAACGCUUGUAGUGAUAAUACGGUGCGGCUGGGGCCGGUUCGCGUGGUCGCUGAGUAGCCGGGGCGCGGCGCGCAGUGCGGGUCGCGGAGCGGGCGGAGCGUGCGCGCGGCCCGUCGACAUGUUCCCCGCGCCGCGCCCAGCGCAGCCCGCCUGCCGCCCGCCCUACGCCGCGCCGCCCUGCGCUACUGACACGGCGUUCCCAAGCUUAGAGUCGGUACUUCGUCAACUGAAUGACCCCGAGGCGCCGACGCUUUUCAAACUUCUUGAGCAACAAGCGGUCAUCGAGAAACGGGCCACAGAAAGUGAAGAAAAUGUAGUACCGGAAGAAUAUGUGCCUCCAGAACCGGUGACUGAAUUCCAAACCGCUAGAUUAUUCUUGUCGCACUUCGGCUAUCUGAACAUAGGAGGUGAUAAAAAGGGCGGUCCUCCUCGUCUCGUGGCACUGAACGACUCUCUGGCCGGCUUCGAAGUGGGCUUGAGGCGGAUAGACGCGUGCGGUUGGCGCGCCCCGCUCACGGUGCAUGUGUUCUGCGCGCGCUCCGGCCAAUCCGCCGCCGCUGACAUACUAGCCAACGCGCGCAGUUCCGCUCGCGUGCCACCCGGCUUUAUACGAAUGCUUCGCGGGUUAGGUACUCCGGUACGAGUGAGGGGCCAUGGGGGUUGGGCGGGGCGAACAUGUACCAGUUACGAUGCCCGCCCUCCGGCACAAGACCCGCCCACUACUGUGGGGGAAGCAGCUCCUGCUUUAUACGACGGACGCGAGCAGGUACUCUACUGGGCAGAUUCGACCAACGAAAUCGCAUUCAUCGUACCUUCGGGAUGCGAACUCGACGACGACAAUAAGUGCGAUCUCGAUGGUUCAUGCCAUUCCAGGAAUUCAGAGAAAGCGACGGGAUCUUCUUGGGACGUAUCGGGCGCAGUGUCGUAUGAACGGUCCGUUUCAGAAUCUGACAAAGGUACCACUAAUGACAAGCCACGUCUGGAACUAGAUUUGGACCGACCUCCUGUUGGUCUGCCAGGUAGCGGAAGGCGUAACAGAGAUUUCACAACAAAAAUUCUCAUAAUUUGGUUAGAAGAUUACGAGGAUCAUCUCAAUUUGCCCAUCGACGACCUAUUGAAGUACUGUGAGACGGGUGUGCCGUGGCGGCGGCACGAGGUGUGCGCGAUAUGCGUGAGCCCGCGGCGCUCGGGGUUGUUGCGCGUGCGCACGUGCGCGGCCGGGCCCGCCGGCGUCGCCGCGCCCGCUACCGGUGCGCUCGCCGACGGCGCGCAACUCGCGCCCCGCCUGCUGCCCGACUGCCUGAGGCGGGCCGCGCUCGACCGCGCGCGCCGAACCCGCCAUAACACUGACCUAUAUCAACCGCCGCACGUGAGAAGACGCCACCUGAUACAAGAAUUGGCACAGCAAUAUAAAAAAGAUCUGACUGAACCGGAGCUUCUUGAGUCUCUUUUCCGAUCGCCUUAAUUAAACCGUUCGUGUGGAUGCACUGCUACCUAACAAAUUGAUCGAAUUAAAGAGAAGUUUUUUUACGCGCAUGGACCCCACGCCUGUAUACAUUAUGAAACCCUCGAAAUUUAUAUUUAUAACUGGUUUCUAUUUCCAUAAAUUUAUUCAUGUGACUAUUUAAUAUCAGAUAAGCAUUUUUAUUGUAACAAAUAUUUUAUUACGAAUAAUGUGUAAUAUUUAUAAUCCAAAGUAUUAUUAUAUUCACUUAAGAAUGAAUUGUUUAACUUAAUUUUAAGACUGAUUUUAGUUAAUUUUAUUUAUAUAAUAAUAACAUUCCCGAAUAUAAAGCUUAAGAAUGUUUAAAAUAUUUAUGUAAUUAUACUGUUGUGUAAAUUAAGUACUUAAUUAUUAAAAUGUUAUUUAUU
Messenger RNA from Chilo suppressalis (striped riceborer), 5121 nucleotides. The record is from the annotation of a GenBank genome assembly. NCBI's taxonomy places the organism in Eukaryota, Metazoa, Arthropoda, Insecta, Lepidoptera, Crambidae.